UUUUCGGGGGCGCACAUCACGCGGCGAUCUCUCCCGCGAUCUAUUAGACGUUGAUCUAAUAGAACAUCUAGAAAGGAUCUCGAUGAUCUGACACCUACUAUAGAAUAGUGACCAGUGUGUGUACCGAACGAUAAGAUCUAUGUAAAUUCGAGAGCAAAUAUGUACCCACCACUGAUACAUUGUGCAAAUCCAUAAAAACUCAAUGUGUAUAAAUGUGUACCUCAAUGGUCGUGGACAUGCAUCAUAGAACUGUUCAAUUGAAGUGUUAAAAUUGCCCACUUAACAUCGUUUUAAGGUUAUACAUUUAAGUGUGCUGAGAAAAAGUCGAUAAAUGUACAAAUGUCUGUAUGUGCAUUAGGGCGGACCUUAGUUUCGGUUACUCCGGAUAGAGCUAUACCAAGGUUCCCCAAGCAAAUGUGAUAAGAACAUGAUCCAAAUUUAAGGUUUUCCAUUAUCAGUUUCAAUUUUUUAAUGUUAAUGCAAUUAAAUCGCGACGAAAAUCGUAGUUCAUAGAAAGCGUAUGUGCGAGUGUCGAUAGGUAAACAAUAAUUAACAAUAGCCAAACAGCAGGUGUUUAAAAAUGUGAUUGCUCCAGAAACGCGAAAACGAGAGAGGUUCGUCGCAAAAGUUUCCAUCGUAUUGGCCGGAAAAAUCCGUUCCCAGCGUGGAUCCGCGGAAAGGCUUUUGAGAGAUGAUCGGACGCGCCAGUGGUCACACCGCUGCCAAAUGCGUCGAUCCUAGGGAGAUGAACAAUGAAUUUCUUUGGCCAUGACCAUCUGAGCGGGUUUCGACGCAUCGAUCGGAUUGGAUCCUAUCCCACGGCGGCGUGGGCGGACCAGGAAUCGUUCCAUCUGAAGGACGCCUUCCUGUGGAACUGGCAUAAGGGCUCCAGAGUUAGUACAGGAAAUGAUUGGCUUCAAAUACAAAUCGGUGGCCCCCAGGAUGUCAAGAAGAAAAGACCGAAGGGCCAAAAUCGUAUCAAAUCAACCAAAUACACAUUGAUCACAUUCCUGCCACAAAAUCUACUGGAACAAUUUCGCCGCAUUGCGAAUUUCUACUUCCUGGUGAUGACAAUUAUAUCGCUCUUAAUUGAUAGUCCUGUGUCACCGAUGACCUCCCUUUUGCCCCUGGUAUUUGUAAUUGCUGUCACUGCAGCUAAACAGGGUUAUGAAGAUGUCCUGCGUUAUAGGACAGACAACGUGGUCAAUUCUUCACCAGUCACGGUCAUCCGGGAUGGCAAGGAGGCGAUAAUCAAGUCGGAGGACGUAAUUCCCGGGGACUUGGUCGUCGUCGAGCGGGACUGCGAUGUGCCCUGCGAUCUGGUCCUGCUGCGAUCCACAGAUCCGCAUGGCAAGUGCUUCAUCACCACGGCCAACCUGGAUGGUGAGUCCAACCUGAAGACGCUGAUGGUGCCGCGGGACCUGCCCACCGUGGACCUGCAGGAGAUGCACAAGCUGGGCAUGAUCGAGUGCGAGAGUCCCACCACCGAUCUGUACAGCUUCAAUGGCAAGAUCGAGCUGAAGGGCGGCGAGGGUAGGAUCCUGCCCCUGUCCACCGAGAAUGUCCUGCUGCGCGGAUCGCGGGUGAAGAACACCGAGUGCGUCAUCGGAUGCGCCGUCUACACGGGCAUGAUCUCCAAGCUGCAGCUGAACAGCCGGCUCACCCGGAACAAGAACGCCUCCAGCGAGAUUUACAUCAACCGCUUCCUGAUCGUCAUACUCGUCGCCCUCAUCGCGAUCGUCACCCUGCUCUACUUCCUCAAGAGGUACAACGAGCUGUUUGUGAUACCCAAGCUGACCUAUCUGGGGGAUGCGACGGACAGCUACAGCGUGAAGCAGUUCCUGCAGGACUACCUGUCCUUCCUCAUCCUGUUCAACUACCUGAUUCCCAUCUCGCUGUAUGUGACCAUUGAGCUUCAGCGGGUGAUUGGAAGCUGGUUCAUGGAGUGGGACAUCGAGCUGUACGAGAAGGAGACCGAUCAGCCCUGCGUGGUGAACACCUCGAACCUGAACGAGGAGCUGGGCCAGAUCAAUAUACUCUUCUCCGAUAAGACGGGCACGCUGACCAAGAACGAGAUGAACUUCCAGCAGUGCUCGAUAGCCGGCAAUAAGUUCCUGUUCAGGACGACGCGACUGGAGGACGAGGAGACCAAGGUCCUACUGGACAUCAACAACUUCAAUGCCAACCAGCGCGUCUUCUUCCAGGCCUUGUCCAUUUGCCACACGGUUCAGGUGGCCUCCGGUUCCUUGGAGGAGGCCGAUGCGGGCAGCACCAAGCGGGAGCCGGUGGCCGCCAUCAAGACGGGGCCGCCGGAGAUGUACUCCAUUUCGGACAUCACCGAGGAGAGUCACAAUGCUAGUCAGCAGAGCGAGCUCAAUGUGAGCCACACCAUCGAUAACUCGGUGUCGGCUCAUCCGAAUGGCUCCAAUUCGACGGCCACUUCAUCGGAUGUCAAUCCUCUGCUCGUUUCCGACGACAGCUACGGCGUGGAGCGUCGCAAACGACCGGUGGUGGUGAAGAGGAGUCCCAACUUUGCCCGCUCCAAUCGGAUGCACAAUCCCCCCAAUGCCAGUGCCACCGGCAUCGACUUGAAUGUCAACCAGACUGACCUCAAUGGUGCCCUAAAUGGAGGAGAGACCACUCCCAAUUUUCGACCCAUUUCACUGCAAUUCCGACGGUCUACCUCAGAGAAGGAUCUGCAACAGUCCUGGGAGCCACAGAAUGGUCAGGCUCCCGGCCACCGGAGGGCGCACUCCUAUGGAGCGCCCAAUGCCUACCUCACCAGCCCCAUUGCAGCCAGCUCUCCGCCCACCAACGUCCUCUUCCGAUCCACGAGCACCACUUCCAGGGAGUCCUACGCCGCACCCACCUUCACCCGACAGCCCACAAUUCUCAUGCGAGCCGAGUCGCAGCGCAGGAAAAACGAAAUACGCGAUUUCAUAUUCACCUUGGACUAUCAGGCUUCCAGUCCUGACGAGAAGGCUUUGGUGGAGGCCUGUGCCAAUUUAGGAAUGGUCUACACCGGAGACGAUGAUGAAACCCUUCGGGUGAGGAUUGUGCCGCCCCACAUGGACUACAAGCGACCAUUUGCCAAGCCCAAGGAGGAAACCUUCCAGCGACUCCAUGUGCUCGAGUUCACAUCGGAUCGCAAGCGAAUGAGUGUAAUUGUGAAGGAUACGGAGGGCAGGAGGUGGAUCUAUACCAAGGGCGCCGAGAGCUACGUCUUUCCGCUGUGCGCCAACAGUUCGGCGGAUCUGGUCUCAAAGACGGACAGCCACAUCAGUGACUUUGCCCGCCUGGGUCUGCGCACCCUGGCCAUUGCCCGUCGUCUGAUUCCAGAGGAGGAGUACCAGGACUUCCUCGUAGAGCUGGCCCAGGCCAAUAGCUCACUCGAGAACCGAAAACAACUAAGCGAGGAGUGCUACGCGAAGAUCGAAAGCAAUCUGGACCUGCUGGGAGCGACAGCUGUAGAGGAUGCCCUGCAAGACGACGUGGCGGAUACUUUAGUGUCCCUCCAGGCGGCUGGCAUCAAGAUCUGGGUGCUGACGGGCGACAAGGUGGAAACGGCCCUGAAUAUUGCCCUGUCCUGUGGACACAUACCGCCCGAUGCCAAGAAGUACUUCAUCAUUGACUGUAAGAACCGGGAGGAGAUGCUGCUCCACCUGAACGCCCUGGACCGUGAGAUCAUAUUCGGAAUUGGUCAGGAGUGCGCCCUGCUCAUCGAUGGUAAGAGUCUGGGCGUGGCUCUGGCCGAGGCCAGUUCGGAGUUCCGGGAUGUGGCCGUCAAGUGCACGGCUGUGCUGUGCUGUCGCCUGAGUCCGCUGCAGAAGAGCGAGGUGGUGUCGCUGAUCAAGUCCUCCAACGAGAACUACAACACGGCCUCCAUUGGCGAUGGCGCCAAUGAUGUGUCGAUGAUCCAGGAGGCCCAUGUGGGCAUCGGAAUCAUGGGACGCGAGGGCAGACAGGCGGCCCGAUGUGCCGACUUUGCCUUCGCCAAGUUCUGCAUGCUGAAGCGACUGCUCCUCGUCCAUGGCCACUAUCACAGUGUCCGACUGUCGCUGCUGGUGCUGUACUUCUUCUACAAGAACAUCGUCUUCAUGGGCAUCAUGUUCCUGUUCCAGUUCCACACCCUGUUCUCCUCGUCCUCCGUCUACGACUCCCUGUUCCUCACCUUGUACAAUGUAAUAUACACCUCGCUGCCCAUUCUGUUCAUUGCCAUCUCCGAGAAGCCCUACACCGAGGAUAAGUUAAUGAGAACACCGCAGCUUUACAAGAAGAACACGGACAACAAGCAACUCCACUGGCCGUACUUCCUCAUGUGGGUCCUCUUUGCCGUCUAUCACUCGGUGAUUAUUUUCUACUUCGGCUUCUGCCUGUUCUCCUUCAACAACGUGAUCCUGAACUACGGCCAGACGGUGGCCUUCUCCUGCUUCGGAACCCUCCUUAUGUGGACGGUGGUGGUCGUGGUGAACCUCAAGCUUUGGCUCGAGUCCAUGUACCUGUCCUAUUGGUACAUAUUCACCAUCAUCAUUUCGAUACUGGGUUUUAUGAUCACAACGGUUAUCUACAACGUUAUCAAUUUGGACUACGACACCGACAUCUAUUGGGCCUACAACAAUCUGUUGGCCUCCCUGCCGGUCUGGCUGUGGAUCCUGCUAACCUGUGUGGCCUGCCUGGUCCCUGACUAUACCAUCCGAAUGCUCCGACGGGCCCUCAACAUCAAGAGUUUCAGUAUUUUCCCCGGAAAACAGCGAAAACUCAAAAUGCGUGAAAAGUUCGAGUCCACAUACUUGUAAAACGACUCGAGGCCAUAGUUUUAAAAACCCCUUAUUUAUUUAUUUCCUCUAUGUAUACAAUUUUUUUUGUUAGAUAAAAAGAAUUUUUGU
Messenger RNA from Drosophila biarmipes, 4886 nucleotides. RefSeq names its product phospholipid-transporting ATPase IF. The record is from RefSeq and is a predicted model, not a curated record. Lineage: Eukaryota; Metazoa; Arthropoda; Insecta; Diptera; Drosophilidae. The transcript has 10 exons. Gene Ontology annotation, molecular function: magnesium ion binding; ATP hydrolysis activity; ATP binding. Bases 753 to 4796 code for a protein of 1347 amino acids. Gene Ontology annotation, biological process: phospholipid translocation. Gene Ontology annotation, cellular component: plasma membrane; trans-Golgi network; endoplasmic reticulum.